ACAUCUUGUAUGAAGUGGUCAAGACUAGAAUAAUAGACUCAAUUGGGGGUGGAUUAAGAGUGCUGAAGCAAAAAUUAAUAAUACAACUUCUGUAUUGAAUAAUUAACUAAUAUUUGAGAGUAAGUGCCGGCUACCAGCCAAUGGCAAAGACUAAAACUUCUAAUGAGACAUACACAGAAUGAGCUAUUAAUGAUUUAAGAAUAAAAUGUUAUUUGUAAUUCAGAUUGAAAAGAAAUAUAAUAACAAAAAACAUACAAUUUAUUCACGCAGAUUCUGUAGAAGGUGUGAAAUAAUUUCUUUAUAAAAUGACCACACUGGACCUAAAGUAUAAUGAACAUUUAACUCAUCUCAAUUAUGGUCUGUGUUCACUGCUUGCAAAUGCCUCCAAUGCAGAUGUCACACUUGCAGUAGAUGGAAAAUUCUUCAAAGCCCAUCAAACUAUCCUUUCCAUAUUUAGCAACUAUUUUGAGGAGUUAUUUAGAUGCAACCCAUGUCAACAUCCAAUAUUCUUUUUGAAAGAUGUAAGCUACCAAGUUAUGAAAAGUCUGUUAUGUUUUAUGUAUGAGGGCAAAGUACAGAUUCUAGAAGAACAUUUCCAAGAUUUUCUGGCAACAGGAAAAGCAUUAAAAAUUAAAGGUCUAGCUAAUGUCUCAGGAUAUGCAGAGCAAAGAAAGCAAUUGUCGUUAAAAAGAUCACUUGAUAACCCACCCACAAAUGAGAAUAAGUUUUCAUCUAGAAAUGAUCAUGAAGCUGCUCAUUCUGCAAAGAAAUGCAAGAGUUCAGUAGAAGUAGAAGUUUCUCACACCUCAAUAUGUGAAGUGAUGUUGGAAUCUCCACCAGUUUAUCCAACUCAUGAGAAUAAUAUUGGACAACAAAGUUAUGGGGUAAAAGCAGAGCCAGAGGAGAUCCCAGAUCAAACUAUUAUUGAAAAUGUCCUAAUAGAUCCUAAUCAAUGUUCAUCUCAAGUGGAAACUCUUCAGUCUGAUGAUGAUGAUAACAGUUUUGAUAUCAAGGUAGAACAGGAUUAUGAAAACUUUAAUUUUCAAGAUGAAGAAGACAGUCUUUUGGUUCCUCAGGAAUCUUUAAAUGAUACACAAACUGGUUCAAAUGAAACCGAACUAACUUCAAGCUCUGCCGAAAAUACUUUACCUGCUAAAUCAAAAGCAAGAUAUGAAAAUCACUACAAUUGUUAUUCUCAAUGGAAAGCUACAAAACAAGUAACAAAAACCACCGAAAAUGUUUUGCAUGCUUAUGUUUUGGAGAGAAGUAAAGCAAUAUGUUCUGCAUCGUUAUGGUCAGAGUUUUCAAUGUUGAAAUGCAUGCUGAAAAUAAAAGAAAAUAUUGAUAUUGGGCAGUUUCACAAAGUUCAGGCAUUUUUAAAACAAAACUCAAAAGGGUAUGCACCGAAACAAACAAAAACUCUAAAUGAUACAGAGUGCCAACAGUUUUUAAAAGAGGCUCCAGAUUCGAAUUAUUUAAUGAUGAAGGUUGCUUUAAUAAUGGCUCUUCACGGGGCAUGCACUCGACGCGAGUUAACAAAUAUGGCAUUAGAAGACAUCAAAAUAAUGGCUGAUUGUUUGCUGGUGACAAUUCCCGACAGAAAGAAUUCGCCAACUACUUUUAUUAUUACUGAUGAAUCAAUUGAUGGUGUUAAUGAGAUACAAUUAUUUAAUCAAUAUCUUGCACUACGGCCAUCUCACACGCCGCAUAAUCGUUUAUUUAUUUAUUAUAAGGGUGGGAAAUGUGCAAUUAAUCCAGUUGGUAAAAACACAUUCGGGCAAAUUCCUUCAAAAAUUGCGGAAUAUCUAAAAUUAGAUAAUCCUAAAUUAUAUACAGGGCAUUGUUUUCGACGUACUUCUACUUCACGUUUGGCAAUUUUAGGUAAAUAGAUGUAAGUAUUAUAUAUAUAUAGACAUUUUAAUUAGGUAUUUAAUUGUUUUUGAUUCCCGAGGGAUUAUAAUUGGGAGUAAAUGAGGCUGCCUAUUUUA
Molecule: messenger RNA, 1988 nt
Organism: Dalotia coriaria
Lineage: Eukaryota; Metazoa; Arthropoda; Insecta; Coleoptera; Staphylinidae
Product: modifier of mdg4-like
Exons: 4
Coding region: 306-1889 (527 amino acids)
Biological process (GO): DNA recombination; DNA integration; regulation of transcription by RNA polymerase II
Cellular component (GO): nucleus
Molecular function (GO): protein binding; DNA binding
Source: RefSeq, a predicted model, not a curated record